AUGCCGACAAGAAGUACUGCGGUUGUUGCAGGCAGCAUUGCUAUCCCAUCCUUCGCAAACACGACGUUCAUAAAGAACUAUGUGGCCGACACGAAUGACGGAACGUCCACUUCUUCCAUCAGCCCAAACCUUUUGAAAUCUUUGAUCGGAUUCAAGCUAUCUGCGUCAAGGCAACCCAAGCUCGAUAACACAGACUAUAUCUUUGAAGGAAGGAUGUACGGAGUUGCCUCAUCGGUGAGCAUCACAGACAACGGCCUCAAGAAGUCGGUCCGGAAAUACCGGUUUGAGGAGGUCGGCUACCUCCCUCAGGUUGGGUGUCUGUACAACAGCAGCACAAACUUCCGGAUUGGGAAAGAAUAUCCUCAUAGAACUUUUACCGUCACUGGGUUCCUACCCGACUCUGUGGGGAGUGCUCAAUGGUCCGAGUACAUUGGCGCAACUUCAGACUCCAUCGUCGCCAUUGGUGUCGCCGACAGCCCUCAGUCACCUCGACGAUACAUCUCCAUCGCUGCAGGAGAAAAGUACCGAGUUUUGAACACCACGCAGUGCACAGUGGACUUUGUGCCUACGUGGUUCCAGGUAACGGUCGAUGUCAAAGAUAAGAGCGUCGGUGUCGUUCCAAUGAGCGGUGAUGACGUUCAGGACAUCGAUCCAGAGCGCAUCUUGACGCGAAGCGCCGUCAGAGAGCUUGACUCGAUGUCAAACAGCUUGCAGAGCUUCUCCGGUUCUGUACUUGGAGAUGCCCUUCUCGCGAGCAUUGCCGCCUGGAAUAGUUCGUUCAACGCACAGGGUCUGGUAUCAGAACGAGAUGCGACAUUGUCUGGACUGGAACACGCCUUUGCCUUCAUGACUGAUUCAGUACUAGCGGGCUAUGGACAGAUUCAACUGGGUCACUUCUCCAAGCCAACAACAGCAGAAGUCGAGGUUGAUGUUUAUGUACUGGGAAAGAAGGCCUUCACCAGCGUGGCUGUUUUGAUAAACGCCGCGAUCACUGUUGCAUUUUACUUUAAUAUUCCACCAUAG
This is a messenger RNA of Colletotrichum chrysophilum, 1023 nucleotides long. RefSeq lists its product as uncharacterized. The coding region runs from base 1 to 1023 and encodes 340 amino acids. The record is from RefSeq and is a predicted model, not a curated record. The transcript has a single exon. Lineage: Eukaryota; Fungi; Ascomycota; Sordariomycetes; Glomerellales; Glomerellaceae.